UUAGCAACCACUGCGGGUUCAGACACAACCGCAGAUUCAGCCACCACUGUCGCAUCAGCUACCACUUCGGAUUCAGCUACAACUGCAGAUUCAGCCACAACUGCAGAUUCAGCCACCACUGUGAACUCAACAUCUAGUGUAGCUUCAGUCACCACUACAAAUUCAGUCACCACUGCCGAUUCGGCCACAACUGCGAAUUCAGCCACAACCACGGAUUCAGCCAACACUGUAGAUUCAGGCACCUCUACGGAUUCAGCUACAACUGCAGAUUUAGUCACCACUACGGACUCAGGCACCGCUGCUGAUUCAGCCACCACUGCUGAUUCAGCCACAACGACUAACUCGGCCACUACUACGGAUUCAGCGGCCACUACCGAUUCAGCAACCACUAUAAAUUCAGCCACCACUACAGAUUCAGCCACAACAGUGGAUUCAGCCACCACUAUAACUUUAGCCACCACUACAGAUUCAGCCACAACUGUAAAUUCAGGGACCACUACGGAUCCAGGCACCAUUACGGAUUCAGCCACAAGUGUGGAUCCAGCCACAACAGUCGAUCCAGCCACUACUACGAAUUCAGCCACCGCUACAGUCUCUACAACUAGAAUUUUAGCCACUACUACAACGGAUUCAGCCACCACUGCGGAUUCAACCACCGCUGUAGCUUCAGCCACCACUGUAGCUUCAGCCACCACUAUGGAUUCAGCCACCACUACAGAUUCGGCCACAACUGCGGUGUCAGCUACGACUGCUUCCAAUUCAGCCACGACCUCUUCAGACUUAACUACAACUGCUGAGAAUUCAGCUACAACAACUGCAAAUUCAGUUUCAACAUCUUCGGAUUCAGCUACAACUUCUUCAGAUUCAGCCACAACUGCUGUGAUUUCAACUACAACUACUGCAAGUUCAGCUAUGACUUCUUCAGAUUCAACCACAACUGCUGGGAAUUCAGCUACAACAACUGCAAGUUCAGCUAUGCCUUCUUCAGAUUCAACCACAACUGCUGGGAAUUCAGCUACAACUACUGCAAGUUCAGCUAUGACUUCUUCAGAUUCAGCCACAACUUCUGUGAUUUCAGCUACAACUACUGCAAGUUCAGCUAUGCCUUCUUCAGCUUCAACCACAACUGCUGGGAAUUCAGCAACAACAACUGCAAGUUCAGCUAUGCCUUCUUCAGAUUCAACCACAACUGCUGUGAUUUCAGCUACAACUACUGCAAGUUCAGCUAUGACUUCUUCAGAUUCAACCACAACUGCUGGAAAUUCAGCAACAACAACUGCAAGUUCAGCUAUGCCUUCUUCAGAUUCAACCACAACUGCUGGUAAUUCAGCCACAACUACUGCAAGUUCAACUAUGCCUUCUUCAGAUUCAACCACAACUGCUGGGAAUUCAGCUACAACUACUGCAAGUUCAGCUAUGACUUCUUCAGAUUCAACCACAACUGCUGGAAAUUCAGCAACAACAACUGCAAGUUCAGCUAUGCCUUCUUCAGAUUCAACCACAACUGCUGGUAAUUCAGCCACAACUACUGCAAGUUCAACUAUGCCUUCUUCAGAUUCAACCACAACUGCUGGGAAUUCAGCUACAACUACUACAAGUUCAGCUAUGACUUCUUCAGAUUCAACCACAACUGCUGGUAAUUCAGCUACAACUACUGCAAGUUCAGCUAUGACUUCUUCAGAUUCAACCACAACUGCUGGUAAUUCAGCUACAACUACUGCAAGUUCAGCUAUGACUUCUUCAGAUUCAACCACAACUGCUGGGAAUUCAGCAACAACAACUGCAAGUUCAGCUGUGCCUUCUUCAGAUUCAACCACAACUGCUGUAAUUUCAGCUACAACUACUGCAAGUUCAGCUAUGACUUCUUCAGAUUCAACCACAACUGCUGGAAAUUCAGCAACAACAACUGCAAGUUCAGCUAUGCCUUCUUCAGAUUCAACCACAACUGCUGGUAAUUCAGCUACAACUACUACAAGUUCAACUAUGCCUUCUUCAGAUUCAACCACAACUGCUGGGAAUUCAGCUACAACUACUACAAGUUCAGCUAUGACUUCUUCAGAUUCAACCACAACUGCUGGUAAUUCAGCUACAACUACUGCAAGUUCAGCUAUGACUUCUUCAGAUUCAACCACAACUGCUGGGAAUUCAGCUACAACUACUUCAAGUUCAGCUAUGCCUUCUUCAGAUUCAACCACAACUGCUGGUAAUUCAGCCACAACUACUGCAAGUUCAGCUAUGACUUCUUCAGAUUCAACCACAACUGCUGAGAAUUCAGCUACGACAACUGCAAGUUCAGUUUCAACAUCUUCAGGUUCAGCUAUAUCUUCUUCAGAUUCAACCACAACUGAUGCAGGUUCAGCUACCACUGCUUCGAGUUCAGCUACGACCUUUUCAGAUUCCUCUACAACUAGUACAGAUUCAGCCACUGCUGCAACAGAUCCAGCGACGACUUCCUCAGGAACGAGUUUGACUUGCUACAGCUGCUCGGGUAAUAUGAGUGGUUGCGGAGAGGCAAGGACAUCCUCUGAUGCAACAUGCGCUAGUGGCGAAUAUUGUUGGAUAAUCUUGCACCAAUACGCCAGGACGCCGUACAACUUCACCAGGACAUGCUCCUCCGAGGCAUGCGGCUCGACCUAUAUGGAUACAGAGAUGUGCUCUACGUCAGGAUUAAAUUCGCUGUGCAGGAAAUGCUGCAAUACAAACCUAUGCAAUGCGGCGACAUUGGCGGGCUAUCUAGGCAGCUCCGCCUUUCGACCAACUGUUGAUACGGGCAUUCUGUUACUGGUGGUGACACUGGUUUUAUCGCAAGUUCUCAUGCUAGACGCGUGAGCAAUCUGAACGUUGGCAAUCGGGUUGAUGACUGUUCAUUUUGGGUUGGUGAGAGGUACAAGCUAGAAGUGUGCACCGUUAACAUUUAUUGCUACAUGUAGCUGUGUGAUAUACUCAUUUGAAAGUCCUUUAAAACACUGUGAUGUAUAUAGGAUCUCACUCCAAGGAGAGGAAGUCAGUGGAAUAAGACGUGGUUGAGUUGUAAUCCAAGGCGUUUUUCUCAGGGUUGGACUAUACAUCCCUUAGGGAACCUUCAUUUACUUUUUCAACGGGGUCAGAAUACAAGGUAGCUCCAUAUGAAAGUGCUCAUGAACGGACAUUUUGGACUUGGUUGACGUGUAAAAAGUCCAAUGAUGUCAGGGAUCUGGCGUGUUGUUUCAGUGUC
Lineus longissimus is the source of this 3214-nucleotide messenger RNA. Its product is annotated as streptococcal hemagglutinin-like. The annotation marks the transcript as partial. The record is from RefSeq and is a predicted model, not a curated record. Lineage: Eukaryota; Metazoa; Nemertea; Pilidiophora; Heteronemertea; Lineidae. The transcript has 3 exons.